Messenger RNA from Torulaspora globosa, 648 nucleotides. It is a transcript of the gene PIS1, whose product is annotated as CDP-diacylglycerol--inositol 3-phosphatidyltransferase. NCBI's taxonomy places the organism in Eukaryota, Fungi, Ascomycota, Saccharomycetes, Saccharomycetales, Saccharomycetaceae. The transcript has a single exon. Gene Ontology annotation, cellular component: membrane; Golgi apparatus. The record is from RefSeq and is a predicted model, not a curated record. Gene Ontology annotation, biological process: phosphatidylinositol biosynthetic process. The coding region runs from base 1 to 648 and encodes 215 amino acids. Gene Ontology annotation, molecular function: CDP-diacylglycerol-inositol 3-phosphatidyltransferase activity.
AUGGGCGAGCGAGUGACGAGCCAGACGGUGCUGUGGUACAUCCCGAACCAGAUCGGGUACCUGCGGGUGGCGACCGCGGUGGUGUCGCUGUUCAGCAUGCGGGAGCACCCGGUGUUCACCAGCUGCGUGUACGGGGUGUCGUGUCUGCUGGACGCUGUUGACGGGACAAUGGCACGCAAAUACAACCAGGUGAGCCGGGUCGGCGCGGUGCUCGACAUGGUGACGGACCGGUGUGCGACGGCGAGUCUGACCUGCUUCCUCGCGGUGGUGUAUCCGCAGUGGUGCGUGGUGUUCCAGCUGCUGAUCUCGCUGGACCUUGCGAGCCACUACAUGCACAUGUACGCGAGCCUGAGCGCCGGCAGCGAGUCGCACAAGCAGGUGAGCCGCGACUCGUCGCGGCUGCUGCACUGGUACUACACGCGCAGAGACGUGCUGUUCACGGUGUGUGCGUUCAACGAGGUGUUCUACAUGGGACUGUAUCUGUACGGGUUCGAGCGGUUCGCCAGGGUCGGCGCGGUGCUCGUGGCGGUGUGUGUUCCGGGAUAUCUGUUCAAGCAGGUCGCCAACGUGGUGCAACUGCGCCGUGCUGCGGUGAUCCUGGCCACGGUCGACGCCCGCGACGCCAGCGAGCGUCUCAAACGUAUGUAG